UCCUUACCACAGCUCUUUCUGGUUAAACAUUAAAAAUUAGUCAAUUACAUAGUUUAAAAAAAUGCAAGUAUAAGCAGAUUAAACUCAUGCUUGAAACACAAGAAUUUAUCAAAGACAAGCGCAGCUGUAUAACGCGAUAAUCUCUAGCAUUCCAGCCUUAUUUGGAAAUCAACGAUUGCAUCGUUGCAGUUGACAGCUGGAAGCAACGACCGUUGGUUAUAGUUUUGUACUUCAUGUGCCACCGUUACGUUGUUAUUGUAUGUAUUGUACAAAGCAAUCUGCAGCGUUGACAUAAUCGGUUAACAUAAUACAUAAUUGGAAACUUUAUUACUAUAUAUUCUAAAAGAAUCAAAUUUAAUCGAUUGGGAUAUGAAUUUGUAAAUGUCAUUCUAAAUCACAAAAUGCGAAGUUUCUUGCACGAUGAUGGACUGUAUUACCAUAUUCAACAGCGCUUGCAUAGCGUGCGUCUGGUGUAUCCUCUUUUCGGUAUGUUUCCCCAGAUUCUCGAAGAAUCUCAGAAAAGUGGAUUCGAGCGAGUGUUGCGUGCGUAGAAGGCAGACGCAGAAACACGGAAGAGUACGUUCGCACGAUCCGAGAUGCGUGAGAAAUGGUUUACAAUCAGUUCAUCCGCGACGGAGACUCAAGGAUUCCCCUUGCUUCGAACGUAAUCGUGAAGAUCAACAAAAAUGUCGAUCGUGCCGUAAAAGGGAAAAAAUAUGCGUUCGAUCAGGAGAAUGUCGAAACGUACGUCUGUGCACGGAAAAGAACAGGGAAACGUCACGAAUAUGUAACAGACUAGCCGAACAUUCGAAUAGUUACAAGUCGGAUGAUUCUUUGAAUAAGAAGAAUAACACAGAUACAGAUUUGAAAGCCGAAAAGAGCGAUUAUAGUGUUUGUAAAAGAUCUUGAGAUAAAAAUUCAAGAAUUCGGCGUCAAGAAUUUAAAAUAAAUGUGGAAUGUGAAAAUUAAAUAAAAAUAUUGGACGAUAAUGAAGACUGUAUAUUCAAGGAUUCUUUCAGCGAUAAAACCAAUGUUGAUUAAGUCAGAGGAACGUAUAUCUUCAGUCCGUGUUCAUUAAGAAAAGCUAUUUGCUUGCGCAUAUUUAUACAAGUUUUCUUAAAAUAAACUUGAAUAAUAAAUAAGA
Messenger RNA from Wasmannia auropunctata (little fire ant), 1144 nucleotides. RefSeq lists its product as uncharacterized. The transcript is spliced from 3 exons. Lineage: Eukaryota; Metazoa; Arthropoda; Insecta; Hymenoptera; Formicidae. Bases 421 to 909 code for a protein of 162 amino acids. The record is from RefSeq and is a predicted model, not a curated record.